GGUGUCGUGUCGGUGAUUUUUUUUUUGUCGAUUUGUUUUAAAAUCGUGUUGAGAAAAAGCGAGAAAAUAUACAUAAAUUGGAAUUGUUUUUUUUUUCGGUGCGAGAAUUUCGUCAGCUAACGGUAGCAUUGCAACACACACACACACACCAGACACAAAACACACACAUACAUAUAAAUAAAUAGAAUAAUAUACGAAACGUUAAAUGUCAGAAUAUAUAAAAAACGGCAAAAUGUCAGUCGUGAGUUAAGACACAAAGCACAAUAACAAAUAACGAAUAACGUGAGGGAGAGCAAACGAAGCUAAACGAAGCAAAAGCAAAAGUGAUAAGAAGCAAAGCGAAAAUUGUGACAAAAAUAAGGAACAAAAAGGAGUAUCAAAACAUUGUUAAAUUACAGCACUAUGGAUAACAGCGGCGUCCGGGGUAAUGGUGGCAGCGGAAGCAGUCGCACCGCUACAGUGGUGGUCAAUAAAAUAGUCAACAACUACUCCCUGCCAGCGUCGCCAGUGCCGCCCGUUACUAGCACCAGUGGCAGCAGCAGUCCCACCACGUCUUCCUCCUCCUCCAGCAAUGGCUCGUCAGCGGAGUCUUUCGUGACCCCCAAGAAGGAUUUUCCUCCCAAUGCGAAAAUUUUACAAACCAUACGGGAGAAACUAUUGACACCUGGCGGAGCCUGCGAACUCCUUGCCCUGGGUAUCUCAGCUGAGGAUAUAAGCAGUACUGGGGGCACCGGGAGUAGUAGUUCCAGUGUCAAUAGCAACAACAGCAGCAGCAGCAUCAACAACAACAUUGAACCAGCCGUCAAAGUGAUCAAGAACCGUUACCUAAUCAGUGCCCAACCUAGUCACAUCUCGGCCGCUGCAGCGGCCAAAACACCCGCCUCGUAUCGCCAUCUCAUCGAUCUCACCUCCUCGAAUCUGAAGUGUGUGGAUGUCUUCAGCGGUGAGCAGUUCCUCUGCAAGAUCAUCAACGAACCACUGCACAAGGUCCAGCGUGCCUAUUACCAAUUGCAGCAAGAGGAGACUCUGUGCCGGAGCACCCUAUACAAUCAUACAUUGAUCCGCGCCGUGCAUGACAUAGUUCCACUUUCCAAGGAUCGUACCUACAUCAUUAUUGCCCAGGCCCAGCAGUGCAAAGACUCUGUUGGUGUCCAAAUGGGUGUCUAUGAGAACCUUCACACCUACAUUCGGCAUCAGAAGCGUCUCUGUGAGGCAGAGGCUCGGGCAAUAUUUCAUCAGAUAUGCCAAACCGUUCAGGUGUGUCAUCGCAAUGGGAUUAUUCUCAGGGAUCUCAAGUUGAAGCGCUUCUAUUUCAUCGAUGAAGCAAGAACGAAAUUGCAAUAUGAAUCAUUGGAGGGAUCGAUGAUCCUGGAUGGCGAAGAUGAUACGCUUAGCGAUAAGAUCGGUUGUCCACUGUACACGGCACCGGAAUUACUUUGCCCACAGCCGACAUAUCAGGGUAAACCGGCGGAUAUGUGGUCUUUGGGUGUGAUACUCUAUACCAUGCUUGUUGGCCAAUAUCCAUUCUAUGAGAAGGCCAAUUGCAAUCUGAUAACGGUCAUAAGGCACGGCAAUGUUCAGAUACCGCCAACGCUCUCCAAAUCGGUACGUUGGUUGUUGUUGUCACUGCUGCGGAAGGAUUACACGGAACGGAUGACAGCGACACAUAUCUUUCUGACGCCGUGGCUAAGGGAGCAGCGACCAUUUCAUAUGUACCUGCCAGUUAAUGUGGAAGUGGCCGACGAUUGGGAUGAAGACGAGGAUGAUGAGGACAUGGAGGAGAGCGAUGAGUCCUGUCUGAAUGGAGGCGAUGAAAGCGGCAGACGAUUGUGUUCACUGAACGGAGAUAAGCAUCAUCAGGAUGAGUAUGAGGAUAUUGGUGUGGAACCAUUGGACUAUACCCGCACCACAUUGCAAAUGAGCCACCAACAGCAGACCCAAACGACGACGCAGCCGCAGCAAACAGUGGUUGAUGUUGUCGAUGUGGAUGUGGAUAUGGGCUGACAAUUAUCUAGUAAUAGUAUCAAGUCAAUCGGGAUACGCUCUCUCGGACACGCUGGCGCGUGAACUGCAUCUGCGGACCGGCUGGGAAUGGGUUGGCUGCCCAUUCCAUCCAUCGAUUCGAUUCUCUGGCAGUUGCUCCUGCAGAUGAUUUCCUACGGCUAAUGGGUUAAACCCACGCCAAGCGUCGACGCUGAUAGCGCUCCAUACGGCAACACACAGAAACCGACACCGACACACAUACACAUACACACACACAUUCAUCCACCUAAAAACUAUACAAAAAAGACUUUGAAGCCUCGCUCACGCUCUUCACGUUCUCCACUGUCAGUCAGUCACUCACUCACUCAAAAACUCACUGCCUUCCAAUUUUUUUAUUUUUUUUAAAUGAAUUUAAGAUUCAGUUUAACUUUAAACCCAAUCCCUAAAAAACAAAAAACAAAAAAAAACCAACUCCUCGUUCUUCUUACUUAUACAUAUAUAUAUAUAUACCCUAUGUAGAUGUUAUAUUAAAACCCGCCACUGCAACUGA
This is a messenger RNA of Drosophila willistoni, 2533 nucleotides long. RefSeq names its product tribbles. The transcript has 2 exons. Bases 403 to 2004 code for a protein of 533 amino acids. Gene Ontology annotation, biological process: protein phosphorylation; regulation of MAP kinase activity; positive regulation of proteasomal ubiquitin-dependent protein catabolic process. Gene Ontology annotation, cellular component: nucleus. The record is from RefSeq and is a predicted model, not a curated record. NCBI's taxonomy places the organism in Eukaryota, Metazoa, Arthropoda, Insecta, Diptera, Drosophilidae. Gene Ontology annotation, molecular function: protein kinase activity; ATP binding; mitogen-activated protein kinase kinase binding.